AUGGGGAGAUGUGUGUGGAAGCGAGUCAUUGAUGGGCAUUUGCAUGUGCGCACGUUAAUUCUCACGCGACACUCUUGUGCUCUUGUAGGCCUUUUCCUGGUCAUUGGGACCGUGGCGUCACUGCCCAACGAUGUGGAGCUACUCGAUGGUUACGAACUCACGCCUCUGAGUGAUUUUCUACUUUCUCCCGAGGAUGACACCGUCGUGGAGAGUCAGAGUCUCGUGGGGCAUAAGCUGAUAAAGGCUGUCAGGAGCAAAAGGAGCCCAUAUAGGGUUCUCGAAUCUCCUGGAUUGAGGAGUCAUUUCCGUUUGAGUCAAGCUUCGUCAUUCUUGCAAGAUUCUUUGGAAAAUUCCUCCAAGGAGUAUCGUGGAAAAAAUUCCCCACGAAAGCGCCGUGAGUUGGAGUCCGAAGCAAUUGAAGAUAGUGUUGAGAUGAUUGAUCGUACCCCAAGAGGAGCUCUUUCAGGGGAGAAGACUAAAUCCACAGAGGUGGAAAUGCCACCAGAUGUUGAAGAACUCCCACGACCUGAGAAGCAAGUUAUGGAACCGGGUUACUAUCGUCAGGCACGUGGUCACUAUGAAGAUGAUACGGAGGAGGAUUCAGUAGCUGAAGCCAGUGCAAUCAAUGAGGGCAUCAAAGCCCGAGCUCCCAGAGUGAAUUUUAUCACACAGCAGAGGAAUGCCCCUGAGAAGCCUGAAGCACGUGAUCAGAAGCAGAGUAUGGCACGAUCUGAAGAGGUCUACAAGAAGCCCUAUGAGAACUUUGAGGCACCUCGAUAUGUUCCUGACUAUCGUGCGAGGAUUUUAGAGCCUCCACCCAUGCAGUACAAAGGAUACCAGGAUACUUAUGAUAAAUAUCGCAAUCCUGAUUACUAUGAACCCUGGAGAAGGAUGCGUUUCUAUGAUUCCUACAUGUCACAAGCUUUGGUGCCACCUCCUCCAUAUCCAGCCUACAGCAACUACCCUGAACAUCGAUUUGAUAAUACCCCAACUGCCGUGGACAUGAGGGGGUAUCCCGUUUAUCCGACUCCCUAUGUGAAUGACAUCACCUACGCACCUCUGCCACGACCACCGCCACUUCAGAGAAAUCGACGAAUCAUCUACUACGCCAAUCUUCCGGAAGUGGUUCGAUCUCCACCAAAUGUGGAGCUACGCUAUCGCUACAACAGUGACUACUACCCUGCAAUGGAGACCUACAGGAACUUCCGGCAGCGAGAGUACUCAAAGGUGGAUAAUAGCACACCCCAACCAGCGGGAAAGUUGCAAGAGCAGAAAGUGCAGGAUGAUGCUGGAAAAAUUGAGUACACACGGAAUCCGCAAGUGAAGGUAAUUUCUGGACUUCGAAUUCACAGUCAUCAGCAAAACCCACCGGAUUACCGGAAGUACGUCGAUGAGACAAAGAUCAAUGACUUUCCAGUGAGAUAUUGAUGAGGCUGGAGAUUUG
This is a messenger RNA of Lutzomyia longipalpis, 1444 nucleotides long. RefSeq lists its product as uncharacterized. NCBI's taxonomy places the organism in Eukaryota, Metazoa, Arthropoda, Insecta, Diptera, Psychodidae. The coding region runs from base 1 to 1428 and encodes 475 amino acids. The record is from RefSeq and is a predicted model, not a curated record. The transcript has 3 exons.